Messenger RNA from Pelobates cultripes (western spadefoot toad), 244 nucleotides. NCBI's taxonomy places the organism in Eukaryota, Metazoa, Chordata, Amphibia, Anura, Pelobatidae. The record is from the annotation of a GenBank genome assembly.
GCCGAGACCCGAUCCCAGUAGUACUAGUGGCCGCAUGGCGCCUGGCUCGCGAGAGAGUAUAAGCUGGGACAGCCGGAGCAGGACGGGGAACGGCCCCCCGGCUCGCAGCCACACUGCGCCCGGCCUGCGAGCACAAAAGAGGGCUCCUGAGCUGCCCCCUAGCCCGGUGCUCGAGAGAAAAACUAAAACGGACCACCGGCGGGGGAGGCUGCAACCAAGGCUCCACCCUGCAGACGUGACUUAA